Molecule: messenger RNA, 2639 nt
Organism: Pelodiscus sinensis (Chinese soft-shelled turtle)
Lineage: Eukaryota; Metazoa; Chordata; Testudines; Trionychidae
Source: RefSeq, a predicted model, not a curated record
AUGACGUAUUCAGAUACCAGGCUCUUGGAAAAGUCCAGCCUGAUGGUGCAUUUCUCAGAGAAGCUGGAGGCUGAGUCCUUUGAUCGCCAGGCCCCAAGGCCGGGGCAGGACACUUGUGGCUCCGUGCCGGAACCGGGCCCAGGCUCCGCAGAAGGGCUGCAGACCCUGAAGAGAAAGUACCAAAGGCAGAUCGCGGAGGUGAAAGACGCCAGCGGGGAGAUCACCAAGCCCUUGAAAUCUCUCUCUCGCUUGCAGUUGGCAUAUCGCAUUAUUGAACUGAGCAAAUUACUCAAGGCCAAAGAGUGUGAACUGCAGGAGCAGAAAACAAGAGCAGCAGCAGCUGGCGGGCCAGGCGGGGGGCCUGGGCUGUGGGAACGGCGCGAGCGUUACCGGCUCCAGGAGGCCGAGCUGCGGGGAGGGGCUGAGAGGGGGGAGGAGCUGCUUCAGAGCCUGGUGCGGAAGAAGAAGGAGGCUGCCGAGCACCAGAACGAGAAGAACGAGAGGGUGAAGCAGGCCAGGCUGUGCCGGGAGCUGAAGAAGGCGACGAAGAGGACAGUCAGCAUUGAUGUGGAAGCGGAUGAGGGGAAACCAGCGGAGGUGAACGUGCCCGUCAGCGAGCUGGCAGAACUGGAAGGCUGCAAGAAGCUGUGGAAAAGGCCUUUCCGAUCUGCCUCCGCCACAUCCGUGACUCUGGCCCGGUGCAUGGGCGUCUUCAAGGGGCUGCUGGAUUUCAGGCUGAAACGAGGGAACUCCAUCGGCAGUGAAUCGGAAGUGCACUACCGCUCCCUGCCCAUCUGUCUCGUCACCUGCCUGCCGUCCCGAGUCAGCGACGUCCAGGAGGCGCACUCCUCUGAGGUGAAUGCCGUCAAGUUCGGUCCCAGCUCCGGCGUGCUGGCCACGGGCGGGGCCGACAAGGUCAUCAGACUCUGGAACGUGGCGGGAGGGAGGCUGAAGGACAUGCAGACCUUGGAAGGGGCUAACGGCACCAUCACCAGCAUCGAGUUCGACCCAUCGGGGCACCAGAUCUUGGCGGCGUCGUACAACAAGGCCGUGCACUUGUGGCACAUCAGGGACUGCAAAUCCAAAGAGACGCUCACGGGCCAUGCGGACAAAGUGACAGCAGCCAAAUUCCGUUCCACGCGCCAUCAAGCGGUGACAGGCAGCCGGGACAGGACAGUCAAAGAGUGGGACCUGUGCAAAGGGGCCUGCUAUAGGACCAUCAACGUCUUCUCCUACUGCAAUGACGUGGUGUGCUGUGACAACGUCAUCAUGAGCGGCCACCACGACAAGAAGAUCCGCUUCUGGGACAGCAGGGGGGCCCGGUGCACAGAGGUGAUCCCGGUGGAGGGCCAGGUCACCUCCCUCCACAUCAGCCAGGACCAGAUGCACCUGCUGAGCUGCUCCAGGGACAACACGCUCAAGGUCAUCGACCUGAAGAUGAACAACGUCCGGCAGGUGUUCCAGGCCGACGGCUUCAAGUGCGGCUCGGACUGGACCAAGGCGAUAUUCAGCCCUGACAAGAGUUACGCCCUGGUGGGCUCCUCCAACGGCUCCCUCUACCUCUGGAACAUGGAGAGCGGGAAGCUGGAAACAGUCCUGUCCGGGGAGCACAGGGCCUCCGUGAAUGCCGUGGCGUGGUGCUUCUCGGGCCAGUACGUGGUGAGCGUGGACCAGGGGAGGAAGGUGGUGCUGUGGAGAUAGCGCUCAGCAUGCAGCCGGACUGGGGAGGAGGAAUCCAGCCCCUUCUUGCCCUGCAGCCCUGCCCGGCCCCUUCCGCUACCGUUCAGCUCCCCAGGCGGACGGAUGCAGACGGGUGCUGCUGUCCAGAGCCUCUGCCUCCUCUAGCAACUCCGCCCCCCACAAGCAGAGCCCGUCGGGGGACGUUCUGUCAAAGGGAGAUUGUCGACAAAGGGCAGGUUUCUGGGUCCCGGCAGGAGCAGGAAGCUGCCGGUCCAGCGUCCACAGGAGCGGCCUGCCCUGCCGAGAAGGAUGCUGUGUCAAGCAGGUGGAGCAGCCUGACUUGGUCGCGGGACGUGCCGUAGAGGGAGGAGCGGCGUGUGCCUGGCAUUUCACCCGGAGGCGGGGGUGCUAAGCUCAGCCACACUUCUGGGCUGGGCUCAGUGCAGUGCGCACCUCCCCCCCUCCUGCAAACGGUCGCCUGGACGUGGGCGGGAGGACUCGCCGUUUCCAAGCCUGUGCGUGAGUGGCCAGGCUGCCUGGAACCUGGGCUGCGGGGCUGAGGCCGGGUCUCAGGGCCGUGCUAGCGCGUCCGCCCUGCCCAACGCAGCCCGUCUGACUCGGAUCUGCCGCCUGAGCUGUUUCCACAGGACUGAGGCUCUCGCCUGCCCCCGGUAGGGCCUACGACCUGAGUGCUGGCCAAGCCCAGCCAGACUCCCGUGUGUGGACGGAACUGGGGUUUGCCUGGGCUUAGCGGGAACUGCGACCGUGCCCAGGGGCUCCUAGGCCGGGUCGCUAGGGUCUGUCCCGGCACCAAUAAUAAACCCUGACCAAUCUGUGCCUCCCACGGGCGCCUAAGGUGAACUCUGAGUGAGUGAGUGAGUGCGGGGGGGACCUGGAGCCAAUGCAAUCUGUGGCCAGGAUGCCACUAACUGCAGGGAGGGGCUGCCCCUUUGGAUGCC